Molecule: messenger RNA, 6370 nt
Organism: Odontomachus brunneus
Lineage: Eukaryota; Metazoa; Arthropoda; Insecta; Hymenoptera; Formicidae
Exons: 3
Coding region: 387-6275 (1962 amino acids)
Source: RefSeq, a predicted model, not a curated record
AAACCAGGUCACGGUGUCGCUGCUCCUUGAAUAUUGAUUGUAAUCAACGUUGUACGUAUACAUAUACUCAUUACGACAUAAUUUUGAGCGACGAGCGAGAUUUCGUAAUAAUACAACGUCAAAACGUGUGUGUAAUCACUGUGCCAAAUUAUUCAGUACAUCUUUGAUCAUGAUUGAGUCCACUUCGACUUCUGGGACAUCAGUGGAGAAUAAGUUUCCUUGCACAUUCAUUUAUUACUACUUAUAUGAGUAUUAAUCACUGCAGUAACUGUUAUCUCAUGUAUACAGUAACAAGAGACGAAGUUUGUGCGAUCAAAUCAAAGAGCAUGGUAUUAUCAAUCACUGUUCAUCGUAAAAUCAGUGUGCUGCAGUAAGCAGGAUCGGCGAUGUACGAGAAAAUUGCUUUGAUCGUUUCGAUAUUGUUCGCGAUUACGAGCUCGGGGGAAGUUUCUCCUGUCAGAACGGAAGUGUGGGAUGCGGAUCUCUCCGAUUCAAGGUUGUCAUCAAUAUUUUCCCUCCCAUCAACACGCAACGAUGACACGCAACAUUUCACGGAGACGAAGGCAAACCGAAAAUCGGUCUUUUUAUUAGCACCAUUGUCGCAGAAACGAUCUGAACAACGACAACCGAGGGAAGCGACUCGGAAGACAAAGCGUUGCAGCACGCAUCUUCGAAGGAACAGGCUCUCCUCGGCGAAAGACUUCGCCAGAACGAGAGAUUCAAACGUGAAUGUUCACAUGAAGAACACUUCCAGAGAUAUUCCUUAUGUUUCCGCGAUAAAUACAAAAUACUCAACCGAAAGUCCUGCGACUACGAGUUGGACAGAGAUAAGCAACGAGGACGAAACGCUCCUCCGCGCCCUCCAGGACAGACUAAAGAACGCACAGGAGUCUACUGUGUACGUGGACUCCCAAGAAGAGACGAGGAGAUGCAACAAGUUCGUCUGUUACUGCCAAGAAGAGAACUGCGUGCAGAAAUCAUCAAAGACCGGCUCCUCGCGGAUGUUAGGAUCGUCCAGGUGGAUAAAGCCCGAAAGUAUGAACCACCGACACGAAAACGUAAGACCGAUUCUCGACGCGAGUGUCCUGCGCCCAGGAUCGUCCAGAUGGUACCACGGAGCUCGCCAUGACCCGCGUAUUCUCAGUCCGUUCCAUUCAAUCCUGGUGCGAGCCCACCAGAAAUUAACGCAUCCUGCCUUUUUUGCGCCGCUUCUACACGAAGUACCGCUUGUUGCGCCUCACAUGAUCGGGAAAGGCGGGAAAUACGCCAAUUUCCCGUACAGGUCAUUCGAGAGCAGACCUGAUUUCAUCAUCGGAGACAACGUUCAUCGUCGACGUCGACCGAUUUCCCACCAAGGCUUGCAGAAGUACCGCCACUCGUCACAAGAAAAUCGAUUCGACGUCUCCACCGUGUCGACUACUUCAGCUUGGAGCAACGCCGAAGCAAUCGACUCGAAUGAAGAAAACAGCGCCACGGAGUUCCCUACUUCGUACAGAACGAAUUACCUGGAUGGACUAAUUAGUCCUGUGACAGAGAGUAAUGUUGAAUUGAAGGAUAUCAUCGAGAUUAACGAAAUAAACGCAGCAGAGACCCUUCCGAGAUUAAGUGCGGCGUUCUCGACGGAUCACGUCGCUUCGACAAUCGAAACAGGAACGAAGGAUUACUUCGAAUCCUAUUCUUCGAGCGGAACAGUUGGAAUGGAUUUGAUAGACGAAGAGUCUCCUAGAUUCGUCACGACGCCGGAGAUAAGCUACGCAAACGCGAGAACUGAUUCGGAGACGAGAAGCGAACUCAAUCCGUAUUACUCCGAGACAACCACGAUGAGCGCAAGUAUGGAUCAAUCGCAGUCGUUCACAGAUCUUUUUAGGGAAAAAAUGUUGUCUUGGACAAAUAGACCAGAAAAAACGGAAAACAGUUUUGACCAGAGAAUGAACGAUUUUGUAUUAACGAGUACUGCAUCGUACGAAUACACGAGGCAGCCUACGGAAUUUUACGAAUACGUUCAAAGCACCGAGCGAACCUACGAACCAAAUGAGGAUUAUGAUGACUCAAACGAGAACAAAUUAUCUAGCGUUAACAAAUAUAUCCCGAUGAAGAAACUGACGGAGCAAACGAUCGACGAGGAUCUCGAGGAGAACACGAGAGGUGGAUCGUUAGGGAAGAGUAAGAGUCAUGCGACGAAAAUGCUGUUAGCUCAAAGUUACGACGGAGGAUCAACCACAGAGAAUUCGCCGGCAGGCGAGAAGUUCCUCUGUUCUACGAUCUCGUACGAAUGUAACGAGGACGUGAGCGAUUUGACGACGACAAACGCGAUCCGUGGAAAUUCAUGGACGAGUGGUCUUCCAUUCAGCGGAAGAGUCUACGAAACGACAACUCCUCGUUACGAGUCUACGACCGAUCGUAAUUCCAAAGAGGGAACCGCGAACAUCCUGAUGGAAUCAAUAACCGGGAGAGCGACUCUUCAAGACCUUACGACGGCACAAUACUCGAAUCGUGAAAAAACGACCGACGAUGAUGGAGGAGAGCUGGAGUACACCACCGAGAGUCUCGUAGGGAUCACCGAAUCGUCGACGAAGGGAUUGCCAUUCUACGACAACUCUUUAUUGUUAAGUUCCAUCAAUAGAGUUAUCAACAACUUCGCGUCGAGUGACGACUUAACGAAGACACAGGACCUCGACGAGGACACUCUUCGGACGCAAGGCGAGAACUUGCUGCCAGAAAUCCUGCAGAUCCCGGACCUAGGGGAUAUCCUGUCGACACCGCGGAUAGAGGACACGAUUGUGACGAAAGUGAAAGGUGUUCUAUCCAAUACCAAGAGCAAGUCGAACUCCGCGGACGGUUGGUCGUGCAGUGCGAUCAGGAACGCGCUACGCAGACUAUUGAAAAGUUUCCGCGGUUUUCAUCGUGAAAGGAAACUUCCGUCGAUGACGGUCGAGGAACGUCAGUUCGACCAUGGACAGUGGCGCACCAAAUUGGUGACCUUGCCGCCCGUUCACGAGGACAAUUCUGGCAAGCUGUCAAAGACGUCGGGACGCCUGCGAGAGGGCAUCAGUGACCUUCUAGGAAUCCCGGCUAUCGCUUCGCAAACGGAUCGGCAAAUCGUGCGGAAUAUGAUCGUGCAGAGUCUGAAGAAUAGCUUGGCCGACAACGGGGAAGGCGAAGACGACGGUCCGGAAAUAAAGGACUCGAUAAUCCUUGAUGCUUUGAACAACGCGCUGCAGAUGAUGAAAGGAUCGAAAUGUAUGAGGGCGAAAAACGCGCUAAAGAAAGGCAACGAGAACCAUAAACACGAGUCUAUCCACGACGAAGGAGACGCGAGUAUUCCGCGAAAGACGUUGACGCGCUAUGAGAACAAAGGUGACUACAAGAUGGAAGGAAAUGUCGAGCAGCAGGUAUCGAGCGAUGUGAAACACUUCCAGAAGAAUACGCCGGUGGAUGGUAGCGGGACACGACGAACGACGAACUAUCAGAAAGUUAAGAAAUUGAAAGUUAAGAAAUUGAACAACAAUCUCAGAGUAGUAACUACUUGCGAAUCUGCGGAUUUAAUGAAAUCCGGAAAGUAUGAAGAAGAAACUAUGAGUCUGACUGAGAAUCCACUUUCAGGAGCAACUACGAUUUCAUCGAUGAACGCUGCAGCUUUCCAUGAAGAAACAGGGAAUGUCCUGAAUUCGAUGUCGACGAUAGAAGACGUACAGCAGAACAACGAAGAGAUUCAAAACGGUGAAUCGUUGGAGCAUAUGACGAGUCAUCAGCGAUCUUCUAAGAUAUAUCAACAAUUUGCCGAAGUAAGUCAGCAACGUUCUAAAGUACGCGUCCCUCAGAAAAUAACGGGAUGCGCGACUAAGGAUACCUACACGACGGAAGGAACCGCUCGAGACAACAUCUUAGGCGAAGCGGAGCGCGUUAGUGAACAAUACAACGAAACCGAGGAGCCAUGGAGAACAACGGACUCUACGAACGACAACAUUCAAAUGACAAUAGCUUCCGCGCGGUCAGAUCUGCGGGCGAAUGGAUUGCCCGAGACGUUAAACGAGAAGAGCAAAGUGGAAAUUGAAACUAUCACUGUACUGAAUGAAACGACACCUUCGAUCUCGCGAUUUGCAGAAACAAAUACGCAGGAGAACACAAGGGAAACCUCGAACUACGCGUUCUCGAGAAAACCUAGUAAGAUCUCGUACUCGAAGCCGGAAAUCCCUUCCGUCCCGAAAAUAACGAGAUGGUACGACGAGGUGGCAACUGAUUUCGAUGGAACCACCACCGAAAUGGCGAAACAAAAUAGUUUCACGCAAGUCAGCACGACAAACUUUCACAACUUUCCCCUUAACGGGCAAAGCGACGAUGAAGCGACGAUGGAAGAGCACUUUCCUGAGUACGACGAGGCGGAUCCAACGAUGAUGCGCGCGACGAACGACAUCGACGCACCGCCGAUCAAUUAUUACUCGCCGAAUGAUAGAAUCUUGGAUUACGUGAAGAAUCAUCGUGUCGAUAACGAAGAUGAGACGGCGACUGCAAUCGUGAGUUCUAUGCGGAAAUCGUCAUCAGAUCACGCGCGGCUGUCCAACAAAGCAACUUUGAACAAGAACACGGCGGCUGCUGCGAACGUGAAACACGAGAUGAAAUACACGUUAAGCGAGAACGCAUUUUCACGCGGCGAGAAUACAACAAGUGACUCGAUUUCGCCCGCGAACGCGAACGAUUACGGAAGUCGAAAAUCGGAAGUCACUGUCUCCUCCUCCCCGAUGAACGCGGGCUCUCUGCCGUCGCAGCGAAGGAAAUUCCCGGGGGACGUGAUUAAAAUUCACGAAGUCACCACAGAGGUGCAGAAGACCUACGCGAAAACAGUGUACUUCCAACCGCGACAGUCCGAUCCCGAGAACGACUCGAGGAUUAAUUCGCCCGUGAUUGCUUACGAAGAUACGAUCGUUGCAAGUAGCAAUGAUUAUUUCGACAGAAAUAGCAAUAACAAUGACGACAGCGACGAUUCAAGUGAUAAGAAAAUCAACAACGUCGGUGACGUUGCUAUAGAAGAAGAACAAGCGGACAAGAACAUGAUUUCCGCUACUGGACCGCCACUGGAAGACAUUUCUGACAUUCUUCCGGUGUUUCCUUCUCCCAUCGUUCCCGGAGAUAGUAUUGAGCAGCUCCAAAGAUCGCAACUUUACUACAUCAGCGACGGCGUGAAACUACCGUUGGAAAUAAGAAGGUUGAAAGAUGGUACUUAUGCGUUGUUGAUCUCUAAGAACAUAUGCGAACAAAUCCUGAAGAGAAAAUGUUGCGUGCCGCUGCAAGGACACGUGAUCCAAUCGCCGAGGCCAGACACGCGCGCGAAUAAUGUCGAGGAAGAUUAUCAGUCGGUCGUUCAACCGUUAAGUUCAACAACCACGCUGAGAAAUACAUUGCAAAAGUUGGAGGAAGAGACGGAUGAAAAAUUAAAUGUCUAUCAUCUUUCGAACUAUCGUAGGAAGCGGGGUUUAAUUGUCGAUGACAAUUCGAUGGCCACCGUCUCGAUGCCAGUUCUCGAUUUCGCGAGAAAGUACAACUUGUCACUCGACUUCGAUGAGAAAGACAUGGCAUUGAACGAACUUAGAUCGAGCGGAAAAAUUCGGAACUUCGGUGACUCGUUAAGACAGUUAGCUGAGGAAUCAGAGUACAAUCGAUUGAACGAAAAAAAUCUCAAUGGUUAUUCCAAAGUGGAGAAAAGCGGAUUACACGAGGAACAGAAUGGUAAAGUUGAAUUCCAAGGUUCGACGAAUACUCGAAACAAUAAUGUUUUAAGAGAAAAUAUCGAGAGUUUAAAGAAACCUAACUUGCAAAAAUCUCAUGCAAAUGCAAGUCUAUCGACAAAAGUCAAGACGUCAAAACUGCGUAAAUUAGAAAAUAAAGAUAACGAUAAUCAGCGGACGAUAAAUCAGAUAAUGGACUCCAGCAACCAAGUGAGCAAUUCUAUUUCCAAAGGAACAGACAUUUUUGAAGAACACUCAAAUUUCAAAAGCGACGAGAUGAAAUGGGGAGACUUUGAAAUCCUCGUUAAGAAGAGAGGAGAGAUACCUGAAGAGAUAAAGUUGGUUAAACUAAAAAGGGACCAGGGAAAUGAGCAAUACAUGGAGCAACAUAAUGAGAAAAAUAAACUCAAUGUUUUAAAAAUGAACGUUCUCAAAAAUAUGAAUGAAAGGCCAUAUAGAUAUCAAAGAAAUACGAACAGUGGCCCAAAUAAAGGGACUGAAAUAGUUAAAAAAUUUCUCUAUUGGUUUAAGGACCUUUUUUUGAACAAAUAAAUCAUAAGGAAUAAAACUAAAAAAAACACGCACACACACUCUCUUCCUAUCUCCCUUUCCUCUCGCUCUCUCCGUCUUUUUGUUAAAUAUUUUAU